This is a messenger RNA of Moesziomyces antarcticus, 648 nucleotides long. RefSeq names its product hydrolase, NUDIX family protein. The record is from RefSeq and is a predicted model, not a curated record. Gene Ontology annotation, biological process: DNA protection. Gene Ontology annotation, molecular function: 8-oxo-7,8-dihydroguanosine triphosphate pyrophosphatase activity. The transcript has a single exon. Lineage: Eukaryota; Fungi; Basidiomycota; Ustilaginomycetes; Ustilaginales; Ustilaginaceae. The coding region runs from base 1 to 648 and encodes 215 amino acids.
AUGGAUUCGGUGUAUGGAGCUGCAAGUCUGCCUUCAUGGGGGUGGUAUGACUCGGAACGGGAACGAUACGCGCAGCCUUCUCGACCGAGUGCUCGAUCAAGUGAGGGAGAUGGUGGAUAUACGCACACACUUGUCUUCCUGCUCAACAGCCGUCAAGUGUUGCUGGGUCUGAAGAGGCGAGGAUUUGGUGCUGGGCUGUACAACGGACUUGGCGGCAAACUUUGCGCUGGGGAGACGGCUAGGCAAUGUGCGAUGCGCGAAUGCCUGGAGGAAGCCACCGUUACACCAGCACUCACCUUUACCGGUCGAAUCAAUAUCACCGUCCAACAAGGCGAAUCCAUCUCGAUCGCCCUCUUCAAAGCACCCCUCACUGCGUCAACCAUACGAGAAAUGAAGCAGUCGCAAGAAGUGGAUCCCCGCAUCUUUGCGAUCAAAGACCAAGGUUGGUGGGAGCAAACUAGACCAGAACUUCGCAUCUACUUCCAAAUCCUCCUUCACCCCCUUGACUCCCAAAGCGAAGAGACGCUCUUCACCCUAGACAUCGAGUUCAACAAGGAACCCACCAAGGACCAGUUGCCGCCAAACGAGCGUCCUGAAAAUCAUCGCACCCCCAAACAAUGGUCCCUCACCCUGCACAAUUCCGCAUAA